UAUGGCUGGAAAUAGCAUUGAUAAACCAGAGCAGCCAGUGGCUGUGUUAUGUUCCCGUUAAGACAGGGAAUGGUUUCAGUACUGUUCAGAUCCUGACAUCUCUGUGGAUACUCUAAUUGCGGACAGCCUAUCUGUUCCAGGACUCCUGCGGAGGACUUGAACCAUUCGCGUUCGCUUUACUUGCAGUGUGCAUCCAAGCAAACACUGCGACCGACGGGAGAUCCAGAGAAAUCAGCAACAGAUUUUUUUUUAAGGGAACUGUUUCCUUCAGGAGAGAUUUGCUCGGCCAGCUCUCCCGGAGCAGCUCUCAUGUGUCCGGGAUUGUUACUGCGGGUCUGGGCUCGAUAAGGGUUGAGUAAGUUGAGCGAAGAUGGAAGGGUCUCCGGAGAGGACAACGUGUCGAAGGACCUGUAGCGCAUCUCAGACCUCCAAGCAUUUGCAGCACUGUCCAGACCUGCCCCGGGUUUUUUGCUGCCUCUUGUCAGUUGUGUCUCUGGGGGUUUGCAUUCUAGUGCAUUGCAGGACUUCAGAUCUCCAAACCCGCGUCUCGCAUUUGGAGGAAGAAAGGCAGGUUUAUCAGGCUUGGUUCUCAAUGGACCAAAUGGAACCGGCUAUUUUUAACAGAGUGGAUCAGCUAUUGACCGAGAAACUAAAGGAGCAUUUACCUAAGGUGAGAAUGGCCCGUGGUGUCCCUGGCGCCUGCAUAUGUCCUCCAGGGCCACCAGGAGAAAAAGGAAGACAUGGUCGCAGAGGAGUUCCAGGGCCAGCUGUAAGUACAUGAAACGCUAGUUGUGCC
Hypanus sabinus (Atlantic stingray) is the source of this 796-nucleotide messenger RNA. Its product is annotated as collagen alpha-1(XXIII) chain-like. Bases 371 to 781 code for a protein of 136 amino acids. The transcript is spliced from 4 exons. The record is from RefSeq and is a predicted model, not a curated record. NCBI's taxonomy places the organism in Eukaryota, Metazoa, Chordata, Chondrichthyes, Myliobatiformes, Dasyatidae.